Molecule: messenger RNA, 924 nt
Organism: Dothidotthia symphoricarpi CBS 119687
Lineage: Eukaryota; Fungi; Ascomycota; Dothideomycetes; Pleosporales; Dothidotthiaceae
Product: ras-domain-containing protein
Exons: 6
Coding region: 1-924 (307 amino acids)
Biological process (GO): signal transduction
Cellular component (GO): plasma membrane
Molecular function (GO): GDP binding; GTPase activity; GTP binding
Source: RefSeq, a predicted model, not a curated record
AUGUCGCAACGGGAGUACCAUAUAGUAGUACUCGGGUCAGGUGGAGUCGGAAAGAGCUGCUUGACAGCACAAUUUGUACAAAAUGUGUGGAUAGAGAGUUAUGAUCCCACCAUAGAGGACUCGUAUCGAAAGGCCAUCAAUGUCGACAACCGUCAGGUUGUGUUGGAGAUUCUAGACACUGCAGGCACAGAACAAUUCAGUAAAGAACUCUACAUGAAGACUGGCCAAGGAUUUCUCUUGGUCUUCAGCAUAACAUCAGCAUCAUCAUUCCAUGAGCUCGCGGAGUUACGAGAACAAAUACGGCGGAUCAAAGACGACGAUAAUGUCCCCAUGGUGCUCGUUGGCAACAAAUCCGAUCUGGAAGACGACCGAGCAGUAUCUCGACCACGAGCCUUCGCGAUAUCACGUGAAUGGGGUGUUCCGUAUUUCGAAACCAGUGCGCGAAGAAGAGCAAAUGUCGAUGAAGCUUUCGUCGACCUCAGCAGACAGAUCAUAAUCAAAGAUCAAAGGGAACCGCCGUCCCUGUGCCCCUCACCUGUCCCCCACCUGUCUAUAAGAACCACCCCUCACCCCUCUACAGUCCAGCAUCAACUCAAGCCACUCUUCAAUUUUACACUUCUUCAAACAACUCCCAACCCAACCAACAAACUCAAAAUGUCUGCCCCUAACGCCAACACCCCCAACGACGGCCUCGUCGGCCAGGCUGUCAACUCCGUCAAGAACGCCGCCAACUACGUCUCUGAGUCCAUCCAGGGCCAGUCCGCUGAGGCUUCCAAGGAGGCCAACAAGCAGCAGGCCAAGGGCAACGUUCCCGGAAACGACUCCCUCACCGACCGUGCCUCCGGUGCCCUCUCCGCCGCUGGCGACAAGAUGGACCAGAGCAAGCACGACGCCUCUGCUGAGGCCAACAAGCGCUCCGUCUAA